AUGAAGUUCCUCGCUGGUGUAUUGGCAUUCGUAGCUGCCCUCGCCGGGCAUGCCGCCGCCGGGUCAGUACUGGAGAUGUACGAGUCCCAGUAUCCCACGUGCGCUCUGGCUUGCAUGUUGAAGACGGUCCCUUCGUCCGGAUGUCUCAAUGGCACGGAUAUCGAACAAGUCACCUGCCUCUGUACCAACGAGGCCCUCCAGGCCGAGAUCACUGAGUGUGUUCUGGGAGGCUGUACGAUAUACGAGGGUCUAAUGACCAAGAACACGACUCUGACCAUGUGCGGCGCCAAACCCCGCGACGAAAGUCUCACUCCGCUACUCGUCGGUGUCGUUGGCGGCGCCAUCGCCCUCCUGGUCUUCAUCUUGCGUAUGUGCUCGACCCUUCCCUCGGGAGGUCGUGUGCUAGGCUGGGACGACUGGACCAUAGCUAUCGCCGUGGUCUUGGCUGUGCCGCCCACUGUCUUCUCAGUCUUGUUAUCGAACAAUGGACUGGGGAAGGACAUGUGGACCCUUCCUCUCAAGAACAUCGAGAACGUCCUCUUUUAUUACUAUCUUGGAGAGAUCUUCUACUUCGCUUCGCUCUCUGUGAACAAGAUAUCCCUGCUGCUGUUCAUCCUCCGGGUGUUCCCCGAGAAGAAGUUCCGCAGAAUCGUCUUCAUUGUCUGCGGCCUGUGCGUCGGCUACGGAGCGGGCUUCAUCUUCGCAACAAUCUUCCAAUGCAGCCCUGUCGACUACUCGUGGCUGCAGGUCGACAGCACGGUAGCAGGGCAUUGCAACAACAUCAACCUCCAGGGGUGGAUGUCGGCCAUUUGCAACAUAUUACUUGACCUCUUGAUCAUCGCUCUUCCCUUGAGGAACCUCUAUCAUCUCCAGAUUAAUUUCAAGACAAAGAUCAUGAUCAUGUUCAUGUUUUCUCUGGGUAUCUUUGUCACCGUUGUUAGUGUGGUCCGACUACGCUCUCUGAUCCUGUUCGCGAGCACCCAGAACCCCACAUGGGACUACAACGAAGCUGCUUGGUGGAGUACAAUCGAGCUCCACGUAGGCAUCAUAUGCGCCUGCCUUCCGAGUCUACGCUCACUGUUCGUCAACCUCGGUCUUCGCAUUCUCGGUUCCAGCAAUGGUCAGUCCAAGGCUACUGGCUACGCGACGGGCACCAUGAGUCGGGGCGGAGGAAGUCGCCUUGCUGGUCACCUGGCAAACGAGAAACAGGCACCAGCACAGAGCACCCCAAAGCGUGGCGACGAGAGCGACUUCAUCCCGCUGGUCGACGUUCCCGAGACCAAGAUACACAGGGAGUUCACCACGGUUAUUGAGGAGUCGGACUCGAAUGACAGUUUCGAUUCCCGGAAGAGCGGGUAUCAAGCCCGGGCGUACAGGUGA
This is a messenger RNA of Anthostomella pinea, 1380 nucleotides long. The record is from the annotation of a GenBank genome assembly. NCBI's taxonomy places the organism in Eukaryota, Fungi, Ascomycota, Sordariomycetes, Xylariales, Xylariaceae.